CAGGGCGGCGUGUUUUUGGCUGGGGCGUCUUUGGGGCAGCAGCGCGACGCGAGGCUCUCGUCUCUUCUCUUCCCAAGUACAUGCGGUGGCCAAAAUGAGAGACCGACUCUUUGAAUUUUUUGAGUUAGCGAGGCUUUACAGCCAACAUACUCACGAUGAAGAAAAUCAACCUCUCUUACCUCACAACAUUCUGCUGUUUGAAACAGAUUAUGCCUUGGCAAGUCUUUUCAAAGAUAUCCAGGCAAUCCGAACGAGCAAUCUCCACCUGAAAGAGGACAUUAGACGCCUGGGCAAACAAAACACUCGCUUCCUCACCUCUAUGCGCCGCUUCAGUAGCAUAAAACGUGACACAAACACGAUUGCGAAAGACAUCAAGGCUCGUGGAGAAGAAAUCCACAGGAAGCUUCAGGUUUUGAGAGACUUCAGUGAAGAUGCAGAAACAAAAUAUGGCUCAAACACAAUCAUAGCCCGCGUGGCAAAGGACCACUAUGUUGAUCUCAUGCAUUCUUUUCAGGAGGCCAUGUUUAAAUACAAUGAGACAGAGAUGAACCAGCGGGACAACUGCAAGAUUAGGAUCCAACGGCAGCUGGAGAUCAUGGGCAAGGAAGUGUCUGGGAGCCAGAUAGAGGACAUCAUUGAACAAGGCAGGUGGGAUGUUUUCUCUGAGAACCUUCUGUCUGACGCCAAGGGAGCUCGUUCAGCCUUGAAUGAGAUAGAGACCCGGCACAAAGAGCUGAUGAAGCUGGAGUCCCGAAUCAAGGAAGUUCAUGAACUCUUCUUGCAGGUAGCCCUGCUGGUAGAAGAACAGGCGGACACCUUCGAUAUUAUUGAGCUCAACGUGCAUAAUGUUGAAGAAUAUGUUGGAGAAGCUAAAGGUGAAGUGAGGAGAGCUCUUGAAUACCGAAGGAAGCAUCCUUGCCGAACAAUCCUCUGCUGCUGCUUGCGAUGCUGCAAAAUUUGAUUGUCCUCAUGAAAUUACUAGAUGAGUGUUUUGGGGACACUCUCAGAUUAGAAGACACUUAAAGUUUGUGCUCAGUUUGAGAGAAAUUGCUCUAUAGCAGUGUCCUUUUGUUUUCUUAUGUUCAUUAAUGACUCCGGUGCACGUAUUGCAGCUUGUACCAAAAGCCAAAGGAUAUUGGCGAGUUGUCAUGUAUUCCAAUAUAACAGAAGGUAAAAUUAACCUUGUCUGCAACAUUGCUGCAAAAUUACACAUGCACCAGAACAUAUUCAAAGCAAAGGAAAUGUUGACCAGAUGUAUAAUGAAUUGCUCCUAAAUGAAUGCUUUCGGUGCAAUUUAAACAACAACAACCUGCAUAGACUUUAAAGCAGGCUUCCUCAACCUCAGCCCUCCAGAUGUUUUGAGACUACAAUUCCCAUCAUCCCUGACCACUUGUCCUCCUAGCUAGGGAUCAUGGGAGUUGUAGGCCAAAAACAUCUGGAGGGCCGAGGAUGAGGAAGCCUGCUUUAAAGUAAUCAGUGUUGUGGCCAGUUCUUUCCUGGAUGAAAGAAAAAGGGACAAAAUUACAGGUGUGAUUAUCAGUAAUGUUGUUUAGAAAACUAGCAUGUGCACAUGAUCUGAGAGUUUUGAUACAAGAUUUGUUGUAAUUGUACAUGCCAUAUACUUAUUUUUUAUAUAUAUGUUCUGAUAUUUCUGUAUAUUAAAAUAAAUGUAAAAGCCUUAGCUAUAUUUUUGUUAGUGUAUAAAGAAAGAUCUUGAAUUGCUGUCUGUCCAAUAUUUUUAUUUAUCUUGAUGGCAUUUGUGGGAGCAGGGAAACAUGGAAGUAGCCAGAACCAGGCAAAGGCAUUUUCCUACCUCAGGUGGAGCAGCAAAUGGUAUAUCUACCCCCCAGGUCCAGAGCAACCAAGGCUGCUUGUUACUUGACCCCUGACACAGAAAAUCCUACAGUGUCUGUUCCCUCCCUCACAGUGAAAAUACAAGAAUAAUAAAUUAAAUUAUACAAAAUUGGCUGCCCUUUUAUGAUACCCAGAAUCAGCUGCCUAAGGCAGAGUGAUAGUAGUUACAUUUGCCAGAGGGUAGAAGAAAGACCAGGCAGGACACAGUCUGAGGUCACCUCACCAUACAUUAAAAGCACAAUGAGUGUAGUUUGUUCAGGGUGCUGAUCUCAGAGUGCAACAUUCCCCAGGAUUCUCCAUGACGUGCAAUAAUGGUACUUUAAUUGUAUGGUGUGGACAUGGCUUGAGAAAAAGUUUGCUAUGGAAAUGGUGCUGCUUAUGUGCACAGAAGUUUUUUGCAUCAUCCACAUGGCGGCCGCACCGCUGUCUUCAUUUUUCUUCUUUUAGUGCAGGUUUACCCAUUUACACAGUUAAUGAACAUACUUUUUUAAAAAAUCUACUGUAAAUAGCAGCUAUAGUAAAGCCUGGGCAGAAUCAGUAUUGCAGGGGCUGGGGAGGGAAAGCUUAACUCUCCCUCCACCACUGUGGUCCUGAUGAAAAUACUCCCUCCCUACCCAUGCUGGUUUUUUUGCAGUGGGAGGGAAGACUCAAGCGGUACUAGCAGAGGCUUCCUCCCUGAUGCAAAUAGCAGCUAAGGGGGGUUAUAUUUGUCAGAAGCACAGCAUGUGUGGGUGGGAGGAUUAUAAUUUCAUUCCCACUCUCUGCCAUACU
Zootoca vivipara (common lizard) is the source of this 2625-nucleotide messenger RNA. It is a transcript of the gene STX11, whose product is annotated as syntaxin 11. Gene Ontology annotation, molecular function: SNARE binding; SNAP receptor activity. Gene Ontology annotation, cellular component: synaptic vesicle; endomembrane system; SNARE complex. Gene Ontology annotation, biological process: synaptic vesicle fusion to presynaptic active zone membrane; exocytosis; intracellular protein transport. The record is from RefSeq and is a predicted model, not a curated record. Lineage: Eukaryota; Metazoa; Chordata; Lepidosauria; Squamata; Lacertidae.